AUGUGUUGGAACAAGAGAAAAAGGUUUAUGAGAGCUAUAUUCAAAAGAAAUGGAGGUUGUGGAUGUAGCAACCCUAAAUCCUAUGAAGUACUCCAACCCACCCCAAUUCCAGAAAACACAAACCCUACCACUUCCGGCGACAAAGACAACAACCAUGAAAACCCUAACAACGACAACAUGCGAAUACCAAAUUCAAAACUCAUUGACAGUGUGGCGAUUGAGAAGGAUUCGAAGGACCCGCACAAGGAUUUUCGAGACUCCAUGCUCCAAAUGAUCUUCCAGAGACAAAUCUUCACCAAAACCGAUCUUCAAGACCUUCUCGAGUGCUUCCUCCGCUUGAACGCCGUCUGUCACCACCAAGUUAUCGUUCAAGCUUUCAUGGAGAUUUGUCACGAAACUUUCCCCAAGAAGAAUAUCAACACCGCAGACGAUAGCAAAAUCUGA
This is a messenger RNA of Vigna radiata var. radiata (mung bean), 444 nucleotides long. Its product is annotated as transcription repressor OFP8-like. Bases 1 to 444 code for a protein of 147 amino acids. The record is from RefSeq and is a predicted model, not a curated record. The transcript has a single exon. Gene Ontology annotation, biological process: negative regulation of DNA-templated transcription. Lineage: Eukaryota; Viridiplantae; Streptophyta; Magnoliopsida; Fabales; Fabaceae.